AUGGGUGAGAUAUGGGUACUCCUCCUCCUGCCCCUAUCCCUGGCAGCCCUCCAUGGUGUCAAAGGCUGUUUGGACUGUGACCCAAAAUUCAUAGAGGAUAUUAGGACCUUGCUGGCAAGGCUGAUGCCCUCAGAAGUCCCUGGUCGAAAUCAACUGCUUGAACGGCAGCUUAAAGAGAUGGUCUAUUUGAUCUUCAAGGUCUCCCACAGUGACAAGAUGCUUCGGGUAUUGGCUGUUCAAAAGGUUGUCAAGUUGAGAAUAUGGCUGAAGGAUGAACUUUAUAGACUGGGAAAUGAAACAUGGAAAGGUGCCUUCAUCAUUCAAGGCAAGCUUCUCAUGGUCCGCCAAAACCUGGAAUCUAAAUUGAAAGAAACAUUAAAAAGCUUCUCUGAAGUUGCUUGUUCUGAAGAUUGCAUCGUGACUGAGGGUCCCGUCCUUGAUUGCUGGACUUGUCUUCGCAUCAACACCCGCUGUUUCAAAGGAGAAUAUUGUGGAGAGGAUGAUCCCCAAAAGGCAGAGAAUAGAGAGAUUGCACUAUUUCUGAUACUCCUGGCAGAAGCUGUAAUAUUGGCAAGUGCUGUGUUAUUAAUCUAUUUUUGUGUCACUCAUCGGAGGAAAAUGAAGACAAUCCGAAGAACAUUAAAGAAAUAUUUGGAGAAAAAACUUGAAGAAUUAGUGGGGAUGGCAGAUAAGGAAGAAGAGCAAAAAACUUUGGACCCUGAAAAUAAAUACACAGACUCAGAGAGGAGGUCUUUCUCUUAA
Messenger RNA from Castor canadensis (American beaver), 762 nucleotides. It is a transcript of the gene Izumo3, whose product is annotated as IZUMO family member 3. The record is from RefSeq and is a predicted model, not a curated record. Lineage: Eukaryota; Metazoa; Chordata; Mammalia; Rodentia; Castoridae.